Molecule: messenger RNA, 2068 nt
Organism: Onychostoma macrolepis
Lineage: Eukaryota; Metazoa; Chordata; Actinopteri; Cypriniformes; Cyprinidae
Gene: aqp10b
Product: aquaporin 10b
Exons: 7
Coding region: 691-1626 (311 amino acids)
Biological process (GO): water transport; glycerol transmembrane transport
Cellular component (GO): basolateral plasma membrane; plasma membrane
Molecular function (GO): urea transmembrane transporter activity; glycerol channel activity; water channel activity
Source: RefSeq, a predicted model, not a curated record
UGUAUUCACCAAUUGUGUAUUUUCCCAUUAAUAUAAUGAACACAUACGGGAACAUCGUGGUCAGAGAUAUAGGCAUCAAACCUGGCACGCUCUGCUGGUUAAAGUGCAUAUCAUGCCCAUACCUGUGGUGAGAGUUGGUUAGCUUUGCACCCAAUUUGAUCUUUAUCUAGUGAGAUCGACUCAGUUACAUAAAUGAUUAUCUCCUAAGUAGAUAAUUUAAGAGACAAGCUCUACAGGUAUGAGAGAACCUCAAAAGCUGAUUUCACUUUUCUGAGCCAUUUUGAUCCCGAUAUGAAUGACCAAUGGUGUAGAAAGUGUUUGAAUUAUUGUUUUAGGCUGUAAUUAUAAUUUUUGUCCAUUGGUGAGACUUCUAUAACUAUGAUGAGAACAGCCGCAUGACCACAUUAACUUCUCUGGAAGCAAUCAGGGACCUCAGGGUCAAACAUUUACACAUCAGAUGUCAACUAGUGUAGCUUUGCUUAAUUAUCCAGAAAACUAGUUCAUUAGGAAAAACACAGAGAAAAUGGGGCCUGAGAGCAAACUCACCGUUAGAUAUGCAGACCAUGCAUUCUGACUGGGUCUUUUCAUUACAAACCUUCUGCACGGAGCCCUGAGAAACAUCUGGAGUCCUGAAUUCCUGGCCUACAUUUACUUUCAUUGUAAUCGAACAGAAAGACACGGAAGGCAGAAAUGAUGGAUCGUCUGCUGAGGAGAUGCCGAAUCAAGAGCAGUUUGUUCAGAGAAUGUCUGGCAGAGUUUUUCGGAGUAUAUGUUUUAAUACUUUUUGGGUGCGGAUCAGUUGCUCAGGUGACAACCUCUCAAAACACUAAUGGUGAAUACCUGUCAAUCAACCUCGGGUUUGCAUUGGGCACCACAUUUGGGAUUUAUGUGGCAAAAGGAGUCUCAGGAGCUCACCUGAAUCCAGCAGUUUCCCUCACCCUGUGUGUCCUGGGCAGGUUUUCCUGGACUUGUCUUCCAUUCUAUGUGUGUUCGCAGCUGUUAGGUGCAUUUUUGGCUGCAGCAACUGUUGCUCUUCAGUACUAUGAUGCCAUAAUGGAUUUCACUGGAGGGCAUCUGACAGUUAGUGGUGCCACUGCCACCGCUGGUAUCUUCUCAACUUAUCCAGCAGACUACCUGAGUCUAUGGGGAGGAGUGGUGGACCAGAUAAUUGGCACAGCUGCUCUGCUAGUAUGUGUUCUUGCAUUGGGAGAUCCUCAUAACACACCAGCUCCUCCUGGUCUGGAGCCUGUCCUGGUAGGAGCAGCUGUCCUGGUGAUCGGCAUCUCGAUGGGGUCUAACAGCGGAUAUGCCAUCAACCCGGCUCGAGACUUCGGCCCGAGACUCUUCUCUUACAUUGCUGGCUGGGGAGAUGACGUGUUCAGGGCUGGUCAUGGCUGGUGGUGGAUACCUGUGUUUGUAACGUGUGUGGGUGCUCUCCUGGGCGCAUUACUCUAUGAGCUGCUGAUUGGAGUUCAUCAUCCAGACUCAGAGCCUGAGGAUGCUGAAGACCUGAAAGCUGUGCAUCAGCAAACUGUGGAGCUGGACGGCAUGCAGCCACAAUUUGACACCGUUAAAGAAAACGGCAAGCACGGAAUCUUUUCCAUAACCUCAGCAGACAUUGGCUGAAGUGAAAAGAACCUGCAAAAUUUGAAUUGUUAAUAUUUAUAUGCUAAAUGCAUUUAAUUUAAGGAUUAUUAUCUUUAUGAUAUUAAAAGAAAUAUGAAAAAGGUAUCUUUGUUGUAUAUGAACUGGGUUAAUGUGGAUUUUUUAUUAGGUUUGUUAAUGAUCAAAUAUAUCAUCAUUGACUUUGUAAAACCUUAAAGGAUAUGUCUAAAAAUAAAUUUCUGUUUAAAAUAAUGUAGCACAAUAUCUACAUGAUAUACUGUCUUGCCUACUGUUGAAUUACUGCUCAGUAAAUUCAACAGAAAUGUAGUACUUUAUAUUCAUAUUUUGUUAGCUUUAUCAAAAAUCAUGUACUGAAUUCUCUAAUGAAGUGGUAAGACUUUAUAAUAUUGUUUUAUUUGUUAAAAUUAAGAUUAAUCAUUUCAAGUUUUGUGAACUAACCUGA